Molecule: messenger RNA, 234 nt
Organism: Linum trigynum
Lineage: Eukaryota; Viridiplantae; Streptophyta; Magnoliopsida; Malpighiales; Linaceae
Source: the annotation of a GenBank genome assembly
AUGUCAAACCAUCGGAGAGGAAAGCAGAGUGCGCAGAAGCUGCCUCGAUUUCAUACUUGUCAUCGCACUUCCACUAGGGAUGGUUCGUCGAUCAGGCCAUCUUCUGUGAGGAAGAGCGGCUCGUGGUCAACCGAUUCAGCCAUGAUUGGGAUGAGAUCUCCAGGAGGCUUGCCUUUUGUCUUUGAGGUAAGGGAACUUGAAAAUACUCCGUUUUAUGGAACAUGGGGAAUAUAG